AUGGUUAAUUUAUCGUCUUCAAAAUUUCAUAUCGCAGAUGCUACGGAUGAGGAGAUACAGCAGGCACCGUCAGACGGAAAUCUAAAGAGCCACGAAGAUUCUAUUAAUCGGAGCAGUACGCCAAAAUUUGGGUCUAUAUCGAGAUUUUUUUUCAAUAAGGAACAAUCGGUGUCGUCAGAUGUAUCUAAUGCUGAUUCGACGGUUAGCUCCAACACGGACAGCUUGAAUCAUAGUCAUGGGGCCAAAUUCGGUGUGACGAACAGCGACACGAAAGAGGACGAGCAUGAGGAUCAGAAACAACAGCCAGGCUUGAAUAAAUUGAAAAGUUUUUUGAGGCUUUCUUCGAAUUCGCUCCUAUUGUCGAAUAAUGCUUCGAAUGAUAAUGGGGACCCUCAUGGUCCGAAGGGAAGCGAAGCAAUAACGCCAAAUGCUGAUUCACUUACCCCAGUACACAGCAAUGAAAAUAGAGGUAAGUCGAAAGAUGACAGCGAAGAGAGCCAUACUGGGCAUAAAGAUGGCUCUAAUGUAUCGACGAAGCAAGAGGCUACCGGCGGUAUGAUGAAAAAGUUCAUGCUUGGCAGAAAGAGAUCAGUUUCAAGUCCAACUAGUCCCAGUGUGGGGAACAGGAAAACACAACCAAGCAAUCUCCUGGUCAAUACCCAGGCUCUGAAGGACGUUCCAGAAAUUGUUACUGAAAACACAGAAAGUCCUGUGAUUUCAUCUAAUCUUUACUUUGCCCAUCAAGGUUUACCACCUCAUAUUAAUAAUCAGACCAAGAAUAAUCAUAAUCUCGCUGCAAACGCAACUAAUGAAGAUGAUAUUUCUGUUGCUUUAAGACAUAAUGAUUCUGUAUUCUCACUUAAUGAAGGAGGGGUUUUGAAGCCUCCCAAUGUAUACCAAUCAAAGUUAACUACAAGUGACGAAUCAGGAUCUGAGCCCGAAGCAAUACCAGAGCAUACCGACUCAGGCGUCAAGACUCCAGUAGAGAGCAAUUUACAGAAUAAGAGUAAGUUGGAAGUUCCGCUGCAAACUUUGCCUCAUCCUGGACAAGCUAGCCCUUUCCAGAAGACGUUGAGAAGAGUUGCUUCGGCUCCAUUAGUUCACAGGUUACUCAAUGAUUCAAACACAAGGUUACCACAAACGAGGGCAUAUGUUUCAAACGAUGAUGACUUUGAUAUCACCGAACAUAUUGGUGAGUUAAAGAGUGGUAGACCUCGAACAUUAAGUAGAGGUAGAAUGUACUCAAGUGCUUCUACGAAGAUCAUGGAUGCCCAAGUUAAUCAAAACAGUUUCAAGAAAAUUAGAUUAUUAGGUAAAGGUGACGUUGGUAAAGUAUAUUUGGUUAAGGAGAAUGCGUCAAAUAAAUUGUAUGCAAUGAAAAUCUUAUCUAAAAAGGAAAUGAUCGAAAGAAACAAAAUCAAAAGAGCAUUAGCUGAGCAAGAUAUCUUGGCAACCAGUAACCAUCCAUUCAUUGUUACCCUAUAUCAUUCAUUUCAAUCAAAUGAUUAUUUGUAUUUAUGCAUGGAAUAUUGUAUGGGAGGUGAAUUUUUUAGAGCUUUGCAAACAAGGGAAACUAAAACAAUUUCUGAAGUUGAUGCUAAGUUUUAUGCAGCCGAAGUGACUGCUGCAUUAGAAUAUUUACAUUUAAUGGGAUUUAUUUAUAGAGAUUUAAAACCUGAAAACAUUUUGUUGCAUCAAUCAGGACAUAUUAUGUUAAGUGAUUUUGAUUUAUCGAAACAAUCGGAGAGUACAAAGAAUCCUGAGAUUUUUUUCAAUAAAACAUCACAUGGUUUAAGCUCUAACAGUAACCACAAUGGACCAACUUUAGACACGAAAGCAUGUAUUGAUGGAUUUAGGACUAAUUCAUUCGUUGGUACAGAAGAGUACAUUGCCCCUGAAGUUAUUCGAGGUAAAGGACAUACAAGUGCAGUUGAUUGGUGGACUUUGGGUAUUUUUAUCUAUGAAAUGUUAUUUGGUACAACUCCAUUUAAAGGAAGGGACCGUAAAAAAACAUUCGGCAAUAUUUUGAAAAAGGAAGUCAAAUUUUUAGAAACUCGCUCGAUUUCCUCCAGUUGCAAAAGUCUAAUCAAAAAACUAUUGAUAAAAGAUGAAGCAAAGAGAUUAGGUUCAAAAACGGGUGCAUCCGAUAUUAAAAACCAUGCAUUUUUUAAGAACACUCAAUGGGCUCUAUUAAGACAUCAGAAACCUCCAAUGAUUCCUGUUUUAAGCAAGACUAAGAAAUCGGAUAGAAUUGAGAGGUAUGAUAGUGAAGAAGAUCAAGCCACAGAUAGCGCUACCGAUAUUUCGGAGAAUAAGGAUGUUCUUAAUGAUCCUUUUGCAAAUUUCAGUUCUGUCACAUUACAUUAUAAUGAACUUGACUCAGGUAGUGAUCAAAUGGUAUACAACGAAGCUGACAGCACAUUAUACACUAGUGUUGCAUAUACCAUGACUAACAAUUCUUCUCCAAAACCAAAAAAUUUUUUAAAAAGAUGA
Debaryomyces fabryi is the source of this 2493-nucleotide messenger RNA. Its product is annotated as serine/threonine protein kinase. Lineage: Eukaryota; Fungi; Ascomycota; Pichiomycetes; Serinales; Debaryomycetaceae. The record is from RefSeq and is a predicted model, not a curated record. Gene Ontology annotation, cellular component: plasma membrane; nucleus; cytoplasm. Gene Ontology annotation, biological process: protein phosphorylation. Bases 1 to 2493 code for a protein of 830 amino acids. Gene Ontology annotation, molecular function: protein serine/threonine kinase activity; ATP binding. The transcript has a single exon.